AUGCUUUCUCUCAGCUGCAAAUCAAAACGCGCCGGAAACAGGGGGAGGCGGUUCUUGGGUUUACGUACACCUGGGAACACCCCGCCCCAUCAGCAGUCGCAGCAACGCCUACAUUUCAACCAUAGCUCUGAUUUUCGCCUUAAUUCUGCACUGCAGCAGCAGCGCAGCAGAAAUGACGUCUUUGCUGCCAUCGAGCAGCGACAUCAAUCGAAGAAGCCGCUGCAAGCUUCAUCGAGGGGUCCCCCGGAACUUAAGUCUGAAUCGAUUCGUGCAAACGAAGGAAAAAGCGAUUCAGGACAGAAAAAGAAAGCGCCAAACUGCGGUCCAAGUAACAAGGGAGCAGUGGCCGAAGUGGGUGGGAGCAAGGAGGGUUGCGCAUCAAAAGGGUGCCGCGAAGUAGGGAGAAAAAGAGAAAUAGGUGAGGGGCAAGGGACAGAAAAUGGCACAAAUCACUUGAAGAGGAGGCGCAUGUGUUCAAAGACGAAGUUGAAUUCAGUAAAGGAUGAAAGCACAGGCAAGGAGCACAAACCGUCAGACCGAACGAAGGCUGGUGGAGAAGACACGCACGCACAAGAGAGAAGAGACAUCAGUAACAGGGCACAGCCAGCUCAGGAUUGCAGCACCAAGCGGCAGCAGCAAACACAGCAGGAUGAAAAUGCGACAAAGCUUCAAUUGGUGAAGCAGUUUGCAUGUCGGGCUGCGGCCGUUGGCGCAAGCGCUACUGCUACCAGAGAUCGGCUACAGGGCGGUCGUUUUCGUCACCUCAAUGAAUUUCUGUACACGAACAAAGGGGAGGCGGCGUUUGCAGAGUACCAGAGGGAGCCCGAAUUAUUUGAUAUUGUGCGUCCUCUGAAGUACUAUUUUCGCUUUGUUUUGUUGGGUGAGGGGUGUAAGCAGAGGACACAAGGGUCUGUCAAGCCGCAGGAACAGGAGUUACGCUUCUCAGUUGUUUGUGCUUCUGUGUGUGCUACCGCUGCUGCUGCGGCUCUUGCUGAGCUUAAUCCUAUUGCUGCUUCUGCUUGUGCUCGCUUCAGUACCACGCGGGGUACCGCGCACAAGUUCGCCGUUGGCCUUUGA
Eimeria necatrix is the source of this 1077-nucleotide messenger RNA. RefSeq lists its product as hypothetical. The coding region runs from base 1 to 1077 and encodes 358 amino acids. Gene Ontology annotation, cellular component: nucleolus. The transcript has a single exon. Gene Ontology annotation, molecular function: methyltransferase activity. The record is from RefSeq and is a predicted model, not a curated record. Lineage: Eukaryota; Apicomplexa; Conoidasida; Eucoccidiorida; Eimeriidae.